Cyanistes caeruleus (blue tit) is the source of this 1399-nucleotide messenger RNA. The record is from RefSeq and is a predicted model, not a curated record. NCBI's taxonomy places the organism in Eukaryota, Metazoa, Chordata, Aves, Passeriformes, Paridae.
GUUCCCAAUCGGAGUGACAUCUGGUGACCGCCCGACGUGAUGCUACACCGACCCCUGAAGUCCGGUAACCCGACAUGAACUGCAGCCGACCCCCGAGGUCAGAAAGCAACCGACGUGAUCUGCUAAUCCCCUGAGGGUAAGCAGCGAGCGGGAAAAAGCCAGCCCUUCCCCCUAGAGGGGUAAGUGGAAUUCUCCCGGGCUUUCCAAGAGGAAGCUGGUUCUGGAAACCAACGGGAUAGUGGAGCCUGCCUGUGAGUGGGUUUGGAACGGCCAUCUUGGUGAAGCAGAGCUCAAAAUUCCCGGGUCUGAGCCGUUAGUGUGUGCAUAAUUGCAUUCGCGGAGCCGCCAAGAUAAAGUCCUCAUAAUGAAGGACUGUACUUCAGCUGAUGAACAGCUGGCCUACCUUGCAUGGCAGGAUGCCCUGCCCCGCAUGGGACUCAGUGUUUCUGAAGAUGCCAUGCGUGCUUUAUUUCAGUGGGUGAAAGAGCAAGGUUUUGAUAUAACUAUGGACAAUGCCUUUGAUCUCGAGACUUGGUCGUCGAUAGGUGACUAUUUAUGGUCGGAAUUGACUAACGGAGAUACCAGCGUGGGUGGCCUGGCGGCCACCUGGGGAGCGCUUUUUAAAGCGCUGAAACGGAGCCAGUCUGAGGACAGUGAAACUGGGAGGAGAAACUUUGAUGCCGAACGUUCCUCCGUUGUACAAGAUAAGGGACCGGGAGAUGAAACCGUAGAUGAGCUGCAUAGUGCUCUUUUAGCUCUGCCCAGACCUUCAGAUGACUUUAGCGGCGAGCGGGAGCAAUCUACAGCCCGAAAAUCUCCCUCUCCAGAGAGGUUUGAGCGGCCGCCAUCCGCGGAGCUUGGCGCGCGAGCUUUGCCAACGGGAAAGCGGCAGGAAAGCAGAGACUGCCCGCCUCCGCCUGUGCCACCCGCAGAGCCUCCGCCGGCGCCAAAAGCGCCACCGCCGGCUGCCGCAGAACCUGCUUUCUCCAGCCCCUCCGCGCUGUCCGAGCUUCUUCCUUCUGUGCCGCGAACAAAAGCGCAGACAUCCCCGCUGCGGCCCGUCAGCGCGGCGGGGGAGGGGGAGAGAGUCAGCGCUCAACUCCCCCGCGCCCGGCGCGCGGGGAGCCGCUGGAGAGUCCGAGCGCAGCUCCGAAACACAGAGGGGGGGGAGGGGCCCGCCCAAAAAGACCCCCCGUGUACCAACGCGGCGGGGCACGCGGCUCCCCCCGGCAGAAAAAUGGCGGGGGGGACGGGCGGCUUUGCUCGCCCCGCGCAUGCGCGAACCAAUCCCCCCGAACUGACAACCAACCGUGAAGAGAUGGUAACUUCAAAUUCCCUAAACCUUCCUGAAAUUCAUGAACUACUGUUCAAACCCGACGAACAACAGGAACAACAAUAA